This is a messenger RNA of Gasterosteus aculeatus aculeatus (three-spined stickleback), 1423 nucleotides long. Lineage: Eukaryota; Metazoa; Chordata; Actinopteri; Perciformes; Gasterosteidae. The record is from RefSeq and is a predicted model, not a curated record.
AUAAAGUAAAUUGGCCACUAUAGCGACUUGUUGGAACUGUAAAUGAAGCUCACUGUAUCCAACACGGUCCUUAUUUAUUUAUUUUGAGGAAUGCAAACUUCUGGUCCUUCAUGUCUAUAAACCCCUCAGCAUACUGUACGUACUACUGUACAAACACAACAGUGUAUGAAAUACAAGGCUGUGUAAUGUCAAGCCCUCAGUUGGGCUCAUCUUAUUGUGUUCGUUACAGAGUAAUCACGUACGGGAAGCAGGAAGGCGCAGAAUACCACAAACAUCUUUGCACCAAUAGAAAGAUCCCACAGAAGAAAAUGUUCCACUUGACUGGCCAAUCACAUUGAACACUUUGUCUUCAAAGGCAUCACAUCUUUGGGUAAAAUCAGUCUGUCUGUUAACUUUCGGUCAUCAUCACUCAUGGACGGGCUGCACACUUUUCUAGUCGCUCUCUUAGGAGUUGCAUCCUGCAGUCAUGAUUGGAUCUCUGGAUCAGUGACAGUCAGACCAGGAGACAACAUCACGCUCUACUGUGAUUGUAAACUAUCAACUGGAGUAUACAUAGUGUGGUUUAGGAACUGCUCUCAUGAGAACCAGCCUCCUCUCGUCCUUAAAGUCAAAUCAUUAUACAAUCUGGACAGUGACACUAAAGAUCCUCUGAAAAGUCUUCCUCGUUUUCAAUUUGUGAGAAACUCUUCUUCUAAUUCUUAUGACCUGCUGAUCAUGAACAUCACUGAUUCUGAUGAGGGACUCUACUACUGUGGAACUGAAGAGGGAAUAGAAUUCAUUGGCUUCAAAACUCUUUACAGAAACGGAAACGUCACAACAAGGAUCUCAAUCAGUCCAGACUGCAGCGAUUCUCCGCUCCAGACUCCAGAAUGUCUCUGUCCUCUGUGUUGGACUCUGCUGGUCUCUCUGUGUCCAGCUAUUGCUGUCCUCUCCUCCGUCUUCUCCUUCAUGUUGGUUUAUCACUUCGGUCAGAAAACAGACAAAGAAUCUCAAACUCUCCAGAAGAGACCAAACAUGAUGGGACAAACCAUAGAGGGCCAGGGUGAAGAUGCGUGUUUCACUCGAGUUGUGUUCCGGGCUGUGGAGAUAAAAAAACACCAGUAGGCAGAAGAUGGACGACACGUUUGUUUCACUCAAGCAGGAACCGAACAGAAUGAAAUGAUUUGCAUUUCCUCUGGUUUGCUGUUGAUGGAGAGUUGUGUGUUUUUUUGUAUCGGACAGAUACAUAAACAUACAGUAUAUAUUUUCUUUAUUAAUCUGUUUAAUAUGUACUUUUCUAACCUUUCUAACUUUGUAUCCAUUUUUAUCCACAUGCUUAUAGCUAACUUGCUUUUAUUCUUGAUUUGUCAGCAAUUCAAGGCACGGCAAGGCAAUUUUAUUUGUAUAGCGCUUUUCAUACACAAGGCAGACUCAAAGUGCUUUA